UUUCAAGCUCGUCAACCCGGCGAUGUAGUACAUACCGCCUAGCCGUCGUGCGCUUGACGGGCUGUUUCAGGCUUUAGGUAAACCCAACCCCCAUGCUCUUCCGUACGCGAAGCAUGCUAACCACACAUAUGCCUAGCCGUGUGCUCAGCGGGGUCCUACGCCGUGCCCAUCUCGUCGCUCCACAUCGGGCUGCAGGUCCUGUAUGUCGUCACGAUGCAUGUACAUCUCGGUGUACCCGGUCGUCAGUCACCAUGCGGCACUCCAAUUUUAUACGAGGAACGCUCGCUCGGCACCUCCGCCGAGGACGAAAUCCCCGCGGCAGACCCCAAGAAAGCUACCGCCGAUUCGACCCGGAACCGCCGCCGCCAUCACAGUAGCAGUAGCGUGUUCGCCGCCCUCAGGCAGACCUCGGAGCGGCGUUCACGUUACACGGCGUCAGGGCCAGCGCCCCACCCCCCAACCAAGACCCAGACACUCCCCAUCAACUUCACCACGCAGCAAAUCCGCGGCCAACUAGCACACGACAUCUAGUGGCCAGUCCAUGCUCAUCACCGUAAAAAUUAACACGCCGCAAUUCCUCACCGACCCGGCCCACUUCAGCGUGUUUAACGUCAUCUUCGAGGUGG
Chaetomium fimeti is the source of this 626-nucleotide messenger RNA. RefSeq lists its product as uncharacterized. The transcript has a single exon. The record is from RefSeq and is a predicted model, not a curated record. Bases 214 to 531 code for a protein of 105 amino acids. NCBI's taxonomy places the organism in Eukaryota, Fungi, Ascomycota, Sordariomycetes, Sordariales, Chaetomiaceae.